AAUGAAUGAAACUCUAACGGCAGUUGGAAACUUGAAGAAACAAACAGCACAUAGAGGUUCUACGAUGUUAAUCGGAUUGAGGGCAUGGUUGACUUUCAUUUCCGAAUGGUUCACGGCAUGAAGGAAACAAAUGGCCCUUAUUUCUUUGCUUCGUUGCUGCCAACAUUCUGCCGUGAUUCAGCAGAAACCUUCAGAUAUUUGGCUUCUGCUUUGGGUCAAACUGUGCUGAACUAUCACAAUCUGGUUGAACUGAGUAUUAAGAUAAAAGGGAGCGCAUCGAGCAUCGGAGCUUGUCGUAUGGCAGAUGCCUGUGAUGCAGUUCAACGAGCUGCUGAGAGGAGAGAAGAUAAAGAAAGCCUUGUCACUGCAUUGAAUGCUGCAAAACAAGUAUUUGUUGGUGUGCAAGAGAAAAUGAACACUCUGGUUCAGCUGGAAAGGAGGAUUAUCUCUCGUGAAACAGCUGGUCCAUAAAAGUGCAAUGGACACUAUAUCCAGGUGGCAAACCGAUAGUUGCAGCAACUUAUCGGUUUCCAUGUCGACUGUCUGAACCGAAUAUCGGGUUUUAUUUUCAGUUUGUGGUGUCUUUGAUUUCCUUGUCCAACUGUUGUUUGUUCUGAACCGUACAUCGGGUUUUGUUUUCAGUUUGUGGUGUGUCUUCGGCUUCCUUGUCCGAAUAUUGUCUGUUUGAACCGAACAUCGUGGUUCUUUUUCAGUUUGUGGCG
This is a messenger RNA of Hibiscus syriacus, 722 nucleotides long. RefSeq lists its product as uncharacterized. Gene Ontology annotation, molecular function: histidine phosphotransfer kinase activity; protein histidine kinase binding. The record is from RefSeq and is a predicted model, not a curated record. Gene Ontology annotation, biological process: phosphorelay signal transduction system; cytokinin-activated signaling pathway; phosphorylation. Gene Ontology annotation, cellular component: cytoplasm; nucleus. The transcript is spliced from 6 exons. NCBI's taxonomy places the organism in Eukaryota, Viridiplantae, Streptophyta, Magnoliopsida, Malvales, Malvaceae. Bases 85 to 471 code for a protein of 128 amino acids.